UUUCAAAAUCGUACAGGUAAACACAUUUCAACGAAUAGUGAAAGACGGUGCGCUGCACACAAAAGUGAAAGUAUGAAGUUUUUGAUCUUGUGCAUUUUUGUAAUGGUAUCAAUUUGCCAAGCGUAUCCCUAUUAUGAGCCAAUUGAAUAUGAUGGAUUUCCGGUCAAAGAAUAUGACUAUGGUUGGCCAGUUUAUAAAAGUAAAGGCUACUAUAAGAGCAUUGGCGCAGAGUUGAAAGAUUAUUGGAACACAUUCAAAGAAACAUUUUCGAUCAAAUAUAAAGAGCUAAAUGCACCCUAUAUUGUCGAGAAAAAGGUGCCUGUUGCAGUUCCCGUGCCCGUUGAACGAAUUCGUACAGUUUUCAUAAAACCCAGACCAAAAAUUAUUUAUCGGAAGAUAACAUUUUUUAAACCUCAUUAGUUUUGAAAUUUUAAAAUAUUGGUUUUUAAAUAAGAAAUAAAUACAAUGAUUCACAUGAAAUCAUAGAACUUCGCCUCAUCAGUUGAACCAAAACUAUACUUUAAGUGAGAUUAUUAUCAUUAUGUAAUUUAUUGCGUGCAUCUAAAUAAAAAAACGAAUAAUGGAACAAAUAACAA
This is a messenger RNA of Contarinia nasturtii (swede midge), 596 nucleotides long. RefSeq lists its product as uncharacterized. The coding region runs from base 73 to 420 and encodes 115 amino acids. The transcript is spliced from 3 exons. NCBI's taxonomy places the organism in Eukaryota, Metazoa, Arthropoda, Insecta, Diptera, Cecidomyiidae. The record is from RefSeq and is a predicted model, not a curated record.